AUUCCUUCGUCUUCAUCUCAAAGGCCCUCUGCAGCAUCCUUGGUAUCAUUCGCCCUUCGCUCAUCCCGCUUUCAACUCUGCCCCACCACUGCAUGAUCAUGACGGAACCAGAAUCCAAUGAACCCUCUCAAGAUCACAUCACCAGGGCAAAUGAUCACCCACAUACAGAUGUGCAUAUCCAAAUCCCCGCUACCGAUCCCUCCAACUCCUCUGCUCCUCUGGUCAACAGUAACGGCUGGGACGGCAAGUUGAGGCUCCCUCCUCGCAAUGCGGUUCUCUCCAACCCUGAGGUUCUGUCAGAUCCCGACUACUCAGACCCCGAUGCCCCUCCCGUCGACCAGAUUGAGGCCGAUGAGGAUCUCCUUGAGGACUUGCCCCUCGAUUCAGAAGAUAUUGAUCUCGUCCACUCCCGCGUCACUUCCAUUCCCGCCCUAAAUCUCUCGCGCUUCCAAAAAGUCCUGCGCCUGUGCCUGCGCCAGAACCAAAUCACCACCAUUGACUUCCCUCAAGAAUUUGCCGAGCGUCUACAAGAACUAGAUCUUUACGACAAUCUCAUUUCGCAUAUCAAAGGCUUAGAUUCUUUUAAAUCUCUGACUUCACUCGACUUCUCCUUCAACAAAAUCAAACACAUCAAGAACAUUUCACAUCUGACCACCCUUACCGAACUGUACUUCGUGCAGAACCGUAUCUCCAAGAUUGAGAAUCUGGACAACCUAUCGAAUCUGACGAGCAUCGAGCUUGCAGCAAACCGAAUCAGAGAGCUUGAGAAUCUCGAACCCUUGACAUCCUUACGUGAACUAUGGCUGGGCAAGAACAAGAUUACCGAGAUCAAGAACAUAUCGUCACUCUCAAAUCUCCGACUUCUCGACAUCAAGUCCAACCGUCUCACCGCCAUUACAGGACUGGAAUCUUUAUCAAAUCUAGAAGAACUCUACGUCAGCCAUAACGCCAUUGCCGAGAUCUCAGCAUCAUCUUUACAGCACAAUUUAAAACUCAGGGUCCUCGAUAUCUCGAACAAUCAGAUCGCUCAUCUCGAAAACAUCUCCCACUUGAAGGAUCUUGAAGAACUAUGGGCCUCUAGCAAUAAGCUCGCCGACUUCCGCGAGGUUGAGCGUGAACUGGCUGACAAGGAACACCUCGAAACCGUCUACUUUGAGAUGAACCCGCUGCAAUUGGCAGGGCCAGCCUUGUACCGAAACAAAGUCCGAUUGGCGUUACCUCAAAUCCGUCAAAUCGAUGCAACAUACGUUAAAGUCGCCUGAGGUAUCAUCGGAUGGGCAGUCCUAAUUGAUAGCGAAUGUCACACACCUGUUUCAGAAGGUAUUUGUCGACCCAUUUCGACCAUUACUCCGAGAUCCUUCGUUGGAUUCAUCACUCACGUGGUCAAGUGAGCAAAAGAAGCUCCUCACGCGUCCCAUAUUUUACCAUUUUCUGGCUGUGAGGACAUCGGUCCUCAAGAUGAAACCCUAAGUACUUGUGCUAGAACUGGAAGGCUAUCAAAAUGGGCAUUGAUAGGGGCAUGCAAAAUGGCAUAAUAUUGGGCAUAAGAACACGGCCACCAUGUCACGAGCGAUUCGGACAAAACCGCCACCGGGCACACGGAUUGGGUGAGCAUUGUUAACGAAGUUCAUGCAUUCACGAAUUGAGUAUCUGAAUCAUAAUAUUUCUCAUUCCUCUACUCAAGGGCCUAGCAUCAAAGACGAACUCUUUACAUGUCAAGGUCUCAUGAUAGUACAGGAGCCAUGCCUUUUUUUUCUUUAUCGAAAAAAAAGACACUUAAAGGAGUAUUUGACGCAUUAGAAAUUCGCUGCAUAAGCCCGAGAGACAAACUCCAAUCCCAGCUGUCCCGAAUCCCGAUAUCCACAUCCGGUUCGGUCAAAGCUUGCCAACAAGUUGAACGCCACAUGAACACCGACCGUCCUUUUUUUGCA
Exophiala mesophila is the source of this 1931-nucleotide messenger RNA. RefSeq lists its product as uncharacterized. Lineage: Eukaryota; Fungi; Ascomycota; Eurotiomycetes; Chaetothyriales; Herpotrichiellaceae. The record is from RefSeq and is a predicted model, not a curated record. The coding region runs from base 93 to 1262 and encodes 389 amino acids. The transcript is spliced from 2 exons. Gene Ontology annotation, molecular function: protein binding.